AUGGCUACAUCUACUCAGAUUCUGUUGAGCCCACAAACAGCAGGUGUUUUCCACACCUCAGGGCUAAGCCCCGCUUCUGCGCAAGCAGUCAGCGAGGUUCUACAGCACGACAUGGAGAACCAUCAUAUCUAUCUGAACAACAUCGAGUUCCACAAUCACAUUGUCCAUUUUAUGCUCACCGUCUGGGCGUUGGGGGCCUCGCCCGAAACAAUUCGCGCCCAAUAUCACCGCGAACACAUACGUCAGCGACAAGCGAUGCAGAGCCAGCCGGAAAAGGUUCAAGCAUUCAAGAAUAAACAAGUCAUGCUCGAACACAUGUACCGAGAGGAAAACUAUGCAAGCUUUCUGGUCUUUUUCCAAGGAGAGAUUGGAGAAAGGGGAAUCAAUGCUGUACUGAACGAGUAUCUGUUCCAGGGCGAUGAGCUUGCCGAAUCACUUCUUUCAAGGAUGUUCUCCGGUCUUGUUCAUCCUAUCAUUCAUCUAGGCUUUGGCAUUGAGUUUGACCAGCCAGCUAUAGUCGCUCAAGCUCUCGCUCAAGCUUCCGUGCACCAGGACUACCUAGGCCGUGCGUUCUUCUCUCCUGCGGCGAAGAAAGCGGCUACCAGCCAAGCGCCGACAGGAUCCGAUAGUACCCUCGUCGAUAUAAUGGAGUCCAUGGGUGCUGACGAUACCAUUAGAAACGGCGCGAAAUAUGGGGACACUGAUGUGUUCACUGAGGGGCUUCUCAAAAGAGUACCAAAUGAACUCAUCGACUAUUGUAGUCGUUGGACUGUCGCAGAAGACCAAGUCGACGACAAAUACAUCGAGAUGAUCAAUACAGCUAUCUACUGGACUGCUACCGCGCAAAACCCCCACAAACAACUCAAAUUCGACUUCUUCUUCAUUCACGCUGUUAAUCUUUGCAUCGUUAUGAAGUCAAUUCUCGAUCUCCCAAUUCUCUCGGCGGCUAACAGGGCCCGUCUGCUUGAGAUGAAAGGUCGAGUCGAUCUGCUAAUAUGGGCUUCUCGCAAAAUGCCCACACCUCAGGACACGGAUGUCCAUACCUACCCUAUCCGAUUAGGCUGGCCGGAAGUGUUCGAAAGAUCAUACAAUCAUCCUACAGACGAUGGGCAUCUAGCCAAGUUCGUGCGCACACUGGCGUAUGCGCAGGAGUUGUGCGUGCCAUACGAAGGAGAAGCGAAGCAGAGAGGCCUUAAAGUUACCGGUGAUAUGUGGCUUAAAAUUGGAAAUAUGGCUGUCGAUACGGCGGGAAAGAAAUUCGAGGACAUAUGGGUGCGCGGAGCGGGCUUCGACGAGCCGUGGGACAAGUUUGACCGUAGAAACUAG
Messenger RNA from Alternaria burnsii, 1326 nucleotides. RefSeq lists its product as uncharacterized. The coding region runs from base 1 to 1326 and encodes 441 amino acids. The record is from RefSeq and is a predicted model, not a curated record. Gene Ontology annotation, molecular function: oxidoreductase activity. The transcript has 4 exons. Lineage: Eukaryota; Fungi; Ascomycota; Dothideomycetes; Pleosporales; Pleosporaceae.